AUGACAACGGCAGCGCGGCCGACCUUCGAGCCGGCGAAGGGUGGAAUGAUGAAGGGAGAGACUGACUUGGGUCAGCUCUCCAAGCAAGUUUCUACCCGAGACAUGCCCUCGCAAAUGACCCUCAAGUACCGAGGAGAUGGACAGGGAAACGAGGCCGACUACGAAAUGACCGAUUUCAAGAAGAAACUCGAGCAGGCCGAGCGAAAGGCUCGAGAAGACAGAAACAAGGAACGAGGAAUGUACAAGGGCUCAAGCUCGAGUUCGUCAGUAGCGCACUCAGCGAUAACGUCAGGCUCGUCUCGGACAAGGAAUAUAGACGCGGACGAGCCGAUAGAAGACUCAGACGACGACUCAUCAGAUGAAGAAGACGAGACCGCCGAUCUCUUGGCCGAGCUCAACAAGAUUAAAGCUGAACGAGAAGAAGAAAAGAAAGAACAAGAAGCCGCUCGCGCUGAAGAUGAAGAAAGAAUUCGCCAGGAAAAUAUUCUCAAGGGCAACCCACUGCUCAACGAUGGAAAGAAAGCGCAAACUGCAGUGAAACGGCGGUGGGAUGACGACGUCGUCUUCAAGAACUGCGCCCGACAAGAGCCUGAAAAGAAGAAAAACUUCGUGAACGACACUAUCCGAUCGGACUUCCACCGUCGAUUCAUGUACAAGUACAUCAAGUAG
Molecule: messenger RNA, 669 nt
Organism: Oikopleura dioica
Lineage: Eukaryota; Metazoa; Chordata; Appendicularia; Copelata; Oikopleuridae
Source: the annotation of a GenBank genome assembly